Messenger RNA from Polyodon spathula (Mississippi paddlefish), 1293 nucleotides. Its product is annotated as enoyl-CoA delta isomerase 1, mitochondrial-like. NCBI's taxonomy places the organism in Eukaryota, Metazoa, Chordata, Actinopteri, Acipenseriformes, Polyodontidae. The transcript is spliced from 7 exons. The coding region runs from base 1 to 816 and encodes 271 amino acids. Gene Ontology annotation, cellular component: mitochondrion. The record is from RefSeq and is a predicted model, not a curated record. Gene Ontology annotation, molecular function: enoyl-CoA hydratase activity. Gene Ontology annotation, biological process: fatty acid beta-oxidation.
AUGGUCUCAGAGUUCACAAGCGAGGAAAGAGCAGAGACCAGCAGAAGGUUGCAGCAUGCCCUGGCUUGGAGGCUGUCUCGUCUGGGUGUGCACAGCAGGCUUGGGGGUCUCCAGUGUCUGCAGCCUUGUCUCCUCCCACACCAGAGGAGCGCCUCCACCGGCAGCAAGAUCCUGGUAGAGAUGGACGACAGCACAGAGAAGGCACUUCCGAAGAUCUUCUCCGCGGGGCUGGACAUCAUGGAGAUGUAUGGGAAGAGCCCUGAGCAUUGCGGGGAGUUCUGGAAGGCGGUGCAGGAGAUGUGGCUGCGGCUGUACGGUUCCAGUAUGAUCACAGUAGCAGCGAUUAAUGGCUCCAGUCCUGCAGGAGGUUGUCUGAUGGCCUUGGCUUGUGACUACAGAAUAAUGGCCGAAAACCCGAAAUACAGCAUCGGCUUGAACGAGACUCAGCUGGGGAUUGUCGCCCCCUUCUGGUUCAAGGACACCCUGCUGAACACUGUUGGGAACAGAGCGGCUGAGCUCUCUCUGCAGCUGGGGCUCCUGUACAGCGCUCCCGACGCUCUCAGAACCGGCCUCGUGGAUCUGCUGGUACCGGAGGACAAGGUCCUCAGCACAGCCUCCCAAACCAUGACCCAGUGGCUAGCUAUUCCAGACCACGCCCGUCAGAUCACCAAGUCCAUGAUGAGAAAGCCGACAGUCGACCGGCUGCUGGCGAGCAGGGAGCCCGACGUCAAGAACUUUGUCAGCUUCAUCACCAAAGACUCAAUCCAAAAAUCACUCCAGGUUUACAUGGAGAGACUGAAGCACAGAAAACCCUAGAAGCACGCAUUGACGUGCACGCGAUCGCAUCGCUAAAUGUGCGUCUGUGAGGUCUGUUCUGUUCCUGUCAUUACCGGUUGCGUUCCUUCGAAAGACGGUACAUUAUAAACGCUUUAUACUGAAAAAAAAAUCAGUGCUGCAGUGUUUCAUAGGUUUGAUGAAUCGAAAUGUUUCAGUUCCUGACGUGGUUGGUUUCUAGUGCCACUUUUUUCUAUAGCUGAUACAUCUGUGCUUGUGCAGAUUCCAAGUGAACCAUUGGUGACUCUUUGAUACUUCUUAAUAUGCAUCUGAAAGAGAAAUCACUGUAAAGCUCUGUCAUGCAACCCACUGGCCAUGGAUCUGAGGGAAGAUGUUGUCUUGUAAUGGGGUAUAUGUAGUGACCUGAAGUUAUCAGUGUAUAUAUAUAAUCUUUUACCAAGAUAAGGAUGUAUACAGUGUUUACAAACUGCACUUUGCAUUUUCUUUUGGUAAACUUUU